AUGAGGAAUAAAAAGCAUCAUUAUCGUGAGUUAUCGGUUGAAUUACAGGAGGUUCUUGGCCGUGUUCCAGAUCAGUUUGUGUCAUAUUUCACUGAAAAAUUCCCAAGGUUGUUGCAACAUACGUAUACUGCAAUGAUUUAUUGUGCCACUGAGCCCGCGUUCAGUGAAUAUUAUUCUGAAGAAUCUCAAAAACUGGCUAAAAGUUUGGUUCAGAAGUUGGAAAAAGAAGAAAAGGAAAAUAGAAAAGCAGCAGUUCAAGUGAUAUGUAAAGAAGCAGAGAAUGAAGUCAGUAAAGUUGGGGAUAAUAAGGAAGCGAGUGAAUCAGAAUCUCAUCAAGCCAGCAUUGUAGAGAGGGAAAUAGAAAUUGCUAGUAAUAUUGGAGAAGCUGAUGAUGCUGAAGGUGUUGUGGGGAAAAAUCCUGAAUUUGUUACCACAACUAUAGCUCAUGUUGAAUUUGGCAAAAUUCGAUGGAACCGAAAAAGUAAGAAUCGUCGUAAGCGUUCAAAACCGGUUUGA
Messenger RNA from Thelazia callipaeda (thelaziosis nematode), 516 nucleotides. The record is from the annotation of a GenBank genome assembly. NCBI's taxonomy places the organism in Eukaryota, Metazoa, Nematoda, Chromadorea, Rhabditida, Thelaziidae.